Molecule: messenger RNA, 894 nt
Organism: Folsomia candida
Lineage: Eukaryota; Metazoa; Arthropoda; Collembola; Entomobryomorpha; Isotomidae
Exons: 3
Coding region: 133-840 (235 amino acids)
Source: RefSeq, a predicted model, not a curated record
GCUACAUACUCAUCUUUCGCAGGUGAAUAUGAACUCCUUCCGAUUUCAGUCAUUAGACCACCAACCGCACGAAGUGUCAGACGCUAUGACGCCGCCGUGGUGGGAUUGGGAUGGAAAUAUUUUUGCGACAAAAUGUUUCCUCGUAAAUUCGUGCCAAUCCUUUUUGCUCUACUGGGAAAAUACGUUUUUGGCCAACGAUUUAUCCGUGACUGUGCAGAUCCCUUGAUACAGGAUCAUGCCCUGAAUUCUGCCACCUUCAGCCACUCUUUCUGCUAUCACUCGUGCGGGUACGAUCUUUUGGUGGAGGACAUGACCAACACGGCCACCUGUACGGCGAGUGGGAUCUGUCAGUGUAAUCGACCCUGUGGAACGGCCCCCCCUUCCGUCCGGUUUGGUGACCGGUGUCCCCCCGAAUCCGUUGACCCACCCGACCCCGACCCCACGGCUGGGGCACGGUGCAACCAGCAAUGUUCCACCCUCUGUCCCGGCGGUGCAGGAGCAAUCUGUGGAGAAGUUUAUGGAGGACCGAUCAUCCCAACGACUGAUUCCUACGCGAAAAUUUGCACCUGCUACUGCCCGCCGUUACCCUGUUUCAACCCGAUCAGUUUACUAAUUGCUCUUAAAGGAGUUAUCAUUUUGAAGAAGAAGAUUCUGUUCUUUAAAUUGUUCAAGGUUUGGAUCCUGUGUUUGAAAUUGUGGGCGUGGUGUUGUCUCAAAAUUCUCCUUCUGUGCCUCCUCCCCUGGUUGUGGGAGCCUGUGAAGUGUUUCAUAACGGAAGUGUGGCCUGCGUUCGACUGGGUUUUGUACAACCGGCUCAGUUCGUAUGGUUAUAGGAGUUGAUUCGAUUAAAUCGCUGCAAGAUAAUUUAAUAAAUGAAUUUGUGACUCAGGCUAA